AUGACAAAAAAGUUUUUCCAUCCUGCCAGUAAAGAAAACAUCAAACGGGUAUGGAUUGCAGAACAGAAGACAACAUACGACAAAAAGAAACAAGAAGAAUUACUUGCUCAGUAUCAGAAAGAACAGGAGUUAUAUGGCAACAGGGCUCUGCUCGGUGAUGAAAAGGCUAAAGUUGGUCUCAGCUUUAUGUACGAUGCACCACCAGGACUGAAAAAGAAAGAAAUUGAAGAACCUGAUCAAGAGUGUAAAUUUGAAUGGCAGAGAAAAUACAAUGCUCCAAGAGAAGCUUAUGCCAAAAACGACGAUACGAUCCGUGAUCAGCCAUUUGGAAUUGAGGUGAGAAAUGUACGUUGCAUCAAAUGCCGAGAGUGGGGCCAUGUGAACACUGACAAAAUCUGUCCCCUUUAUGGAAAGAACCUCACAGCAGAGCCUCCACAACCACAGAGCAAUUCCCUUUUAGAAAGCAUGCAGGAAGAUGGUUUGGUGUUGAAGAAGAGCAUCUUGGGAAGGUUAAUUGACCCAACCACAUCAGAUCAGAGAGAUGUUAAAAUUGAAGAAGAUGUGAACGACCCUGAAGUUCAGUUUUUGAAGUCCCUUUCAGUUGACCAGAAAAAAAAAUUGCUCAAGAAACUUACAAAAAUGCACACAAAGGACAGUUCUUCCAAAAAGAGGGAGAAGAAAAAAUCAAAAAGAAAGAAGAAACAUUCAAAGAACACUCAAUCAGAUGACAAUCUUCACCACAAGCAUUCCAAGAAGUCUAAACACAGUGAAAGGAAGAGAAGGAAGCGGAAAACAUCUGGUUCUGGAACUGACACUUCGAGCAGUGAUUCCGAAUCCAAUUCUGAUGAUGAAUACCAGAGAAAGAAAAAGAAGAAGAAGAAGAAGACAACGAAAAACAGCAAGAAGGCAACGCCAAGCUGUGAUAAUUGGGAGGGAGAGGGGGCAAAGAAAAAGAAGAAAAAAGAGAAGAAAAAGAAGAAGAAACGAGAAGCUUCCCCUUCUAGCAGUAGCAGCAGCAGCAGCACUGAAUCAGGGUCAUCAUCAUCAUCUUCAGAAUCAGACGAUGAUUGUAAACCGGUUCGAUCACAACAUGAUAAGACUCUUCCAAAUCGAGGCCACUCUUCAGAGCAUCCAACCAAUCUGUAUCGGAAUCGGAGUCCUCCUUCCAUAAACAGAAAGAUCUCGUCUCACACCAAAACUGGGAGUUCAUAUUUGCGAUACAAAAACAGUUACAGGGAAGAGGAAAGAUCCACACACAGUCGGAGCAGAUCUCGUGAACGAGUCUUGGGCAGACAUCAAAGCAAAGCCGAGAGACAGAGGCAAGAGCGAGUGGAUCGGAGCAGAUCCAGGGAUAGGCAGACUGAUCAGAUCAGGUCCAGGGAUAGGCAGACUUAUCGGAGCAGGUCUAGGGAUAGGCAGAUGGAUUGGGGCAGGCCUGGGAGAAAACCAAUUCUUGAUUCCUAUCCUUUGAUUCUUCAUUCUCUUUCUUUGAUUCUUCAUUCUCCUUCUUUGAUUCUUCAUUCACUUUCUUUGAUUCUUCAUUCCCCUUCUUUGAUUCUUCAUUCCCCUUCUUUGAUUCUUCAUUCCCCUUCUUUGAUUCUUCAUUCCCCUUCUUUGAUUCUUCAUUCUCCUUCUUUGAUUCUUCAUUCCACUUUUUGA
Acanthosepion pharaonis is the source of this 1659-nucleotide messenger RNA. The record is from the annotation of a GenBank genome assembly. NCBI's taxonomy places the organism in Eukaryota, Metazoa, Mollusca, Cephalopoda, Sepiida, Sepiidae.